GAUGUAAGACCAGGGAGCUCCUUCAGACACAUUUCCCUUUGCAAUUACCGCUCAGUAUUUCCUGGGUAACGGGCACCAUCUCAGGACACUGCCAUCAGCAACUCCACUGCCGGCCGGGACUGGGGGGGCUGCUGCAUGUGUGGCAGAAGCAGCGUGGAAACUGAGCAGCCGGAACCAUGACCACACACGUCACGUUGGAGGAUGCCUUGUCCAAUGUGGACUUACUGGAGGAGCUGCCUCUACCAGAUCAGCAGCCAUGCAUCGAACCUCCUCCAUCUUCCAUCAUGUACCAGGCUAAUUUUGACACAAACUUUGAAGACAGAAAUGCCUUCGUAACGGGCAUUGCCAGGUACAUCGAGCAGGCGACAGUGCACUCCAGCAUGAAUGAAAUGCUGGAAGAGGGCCAUGAGUAUGCUGUGAUGCUUUACACAUGGAGAAGCUGCUCCCGAGCCAUCCCCCAGGUGAAAUGUAAUGAACAGCCAAACCGAGUGGAGAUUUAUGAGAAGACGGUGGAAGUCCUGGAGCCAGAAGUCACCAAGCUUAUGAAAUUCAUGUAUUUUCAGCGCAAGGCUAUUGAGCGGUUCUGCAGCGAGGUGAAGCGCCUGUGCCAUGCUGAGAGAAGGAAGGACUUUGUCUCUGAGGCCUAUCUCCUGACUCUGGGGAAAUUUAUUAACAUGUUUGCCGUCCUGGAUGAGCUGAAGAACAUGAAGUGCAGCGUCAAAAACGAUCACUCUGCAUACAAAAGAGCUGCCCAGUUUCUGAGGAAGAUGGCAGACCCGCAGUCCAUCCAGGAGUCCCAGAACCUCUCCAUGUUCUUGGCAAACCACAACCGCAUCACACAGUGUCUGCACCAGCAGCUAGAGGUUAUCCCGGGCUAUGAGGAGCUGCUGGCUGAUAUUGUCAACAUCUGUGUGGAUUACUAUGAAAACAAGAUGUAUCUCACCCCCAGUGAGAAACACAUGCUCUUAAAGGUGAUGGGGUUUGGCCUAUAUCUGAUGGAUGGGAAUGUCAGCAACAUUUACAAACUGGACGCCAAGAAGAGGAUCAACCUUAGCAAAAUAGACAAAUUCUUCAAGCAGCUGCAGGUGGUUCCUUUAUUCGGCGAUAUGCAGAUAGAACUGGCCAGAUACAUUAAGACCAGUGCUCACUAUGAGGAGAACAAAUCCAAGUGGACGUGCACUCAGAGCAGCAUAAGUCCCCAGUACAACAUCUGUGAGCAGAUGGUCCAGAUCCGGGACGACCACAUCCGCUUCAUCUCAGAGCUCGCUCGCUACAGCAACAGUGAGGUGGUCACUGGCUCAGGACUGGACAGCCAGAAAUCGGAUGAAGAAUACAGGGAGCUCUUUGACCUUGCGUUACGGGGGCUGCAGCUGCUAUCCAAGUGGAGUGCCCAUGUCAUGGAAGUGUACUCCUGGAAGCUGGUUCAUCCCACAGAUAAGUUCUGUAACAAAGAUUGCCCAGGAACAGCAGAAGAGUAUGAGAGAGCCACCAGAUACAACUACACCAGUGAAGAGAAGUUUGCUUUUGUGGAAGUAAUUGCCAUGAUCAAAGGUCUGCAAGUGUUGAUGGGCCGGAUGGAGAGUGUCUUUAACCAAGCCAUCCGCAACACUAUCUAUGCAGCCCUGCAGGACUUUGCCCAGGUAACCCUGCGAGAACCACUGAGGCAGGCAGUCAGGAAGAAGAAGAACGUCCUGAUCAGUGUCCUUCAGGCAAUUCGGAAGACGAUCUGUGACUGGGAGGGAGGUCGAGAGCCUCCAAAUGAUCCUUGCCUGAGAGGUGAGAAGGAUCCCAAAGGUGGAUUUGAUAUAAAAGUCCCACGGCGAGCAGUAGGACCAUCAAGUACCCAGCUCUACAUGGUGCGGACCAUGCUGGAGUCCCUCAUAGCAGACAAGAGUGGCUCAAAGAAGACACUGAGGAGCAGCUUGGAUGGGCCAAUAGUCUUGGCCAUUGAGGAGUUCCACAAGCAGUCUUUCUUCUUCACCCACCUUCUCAACAUCAGUGAAGCGCUGCAGCAGUGCUGUGACCUGUCCCAGCUCUGGUUCCGGGAAUUCUUCCUCGAGCUGACCAUGGGCCGCCGUAUUCAGUUUCCCAUUGAGAUGUCCAUGCCCUGGAUCCUUACGGACCAUAUUCUGGAAACCAAAGAACCUUCCAUGAUGGAGUAUGUACUGUACCCCUUGGACCUCUAUAACGACAGCGCGUAUUAUGCCUUGACUAAGUUCAAAAAGCAGUUCCUGUAUGAUGAAAUUGAGGCUGAGGUGAAUUUGUGUUUUGAUCAAUUUGUGUACAAGCUGGCAGAUCAGAUCUUUGCGUAUUAUAAAGCCAUGGCUGGCAGCGUUUUGUUGGAUAAACGUUUUCGAGCUGAAUGUAAGAAUUAUGGAGUGAUUAUUCCAUACCCACCAUCCAACCGCUACGAGACACUACUCAAGCAGAGGCAUGUCCAGUUGCUUGGUAGAUCAAUUGACCUAAACAGGCUCAUAACACAGCGUAUCUCAGCUGCAAUGUACAAAUCAUUAGACCAAGCCAUUAGCCGCUUUGAGAGCGAGGACCUAACCUCUAUAGUGGAGCUGGAGUGGCUCUUGGAAAUAAACCGCCUGACUCACAGGUUGCUCUGCAAGCAUAUGACUUUGGACAGCUUUGACGCCAUGUUCCGAGAGGCCAACCACAAUGUCUCCGCGCCCUAUGGGCGCAUCACCCUCCAUGUCUUCUGGGAGCUCAACUUUGACUUUCUACCCAACUACUGCUACAAUGGAUCCACUAACAGGUUUGUGAGGACUGCAAUUCCGUUCACGCAGGAGCCCCAACGGGACAAACCAGCCAACGUUCAGCCCUAUUACCUCUAUGGAUCCAAGCCUCUCAAUAUUGCCUACAGUCACAUCUAUAGCUCCUACCGCAAUUUUGUGGGACCACCUCAUUUUAAGACAAUCUGCAGGCUCCUUGGCUACCAAGGGAUCGCAGUGGUCAUGGAAGAGCUGCUGAAGAUCGUCAAGAGCCUGUUACAAGGCACCAUCCUGCAAUACGUGAAAACACUGAUAGAAGUAAUGCCCAAGAUAUGCCGCUUGCCAAGACAUGAAUAUGGCUCUCCAGGAAUCCUGGAGUUUUUCCAUCAUCAGCUGAAGGACAUCAUUGAGUAUGCAGAGCUGAAGACCGACGUGUUCCAGAGCCUUAGAGAAGUGGGCAAUGCCAUUCUCUUCUGCCUUCUUAUUGAGCAGGCUUUGUCCCAGGAAGAAGUUUGUGAUUUGCUGCAUGCUGCUCCCUUCCAAAAUAUUUUGCCCAGGGUCUACAUCAAAGAAGGAGAACGCUUGGAGGUGCGCAUGAAGCGUCUCGAAGCCAAGUAUGCCCCACUUCACCUGGUUCCCUUAAUAGAGAGGCUGGGCACUCCGCAGCAAAUAGCCAUUGCCCGGGAGGGUGACUUGCUGACCAAGGAGCGGUUGUGCUGCGGGUUGUCCAUGUUCGAAGUGAUCCUGACGCGAAUUAGGAGCUACCUGCAGGACCCAAUCUGGCGUGGGCCACCCCCUACGAAUGGGGUCAUGCACGUGGACGAGUGCGUGGAAUUUCACCGACUCUGGAGUGCCAUGCAGUUUGUGUACUGCAUCCCCGUGGGCACAAACGAGUUCACUGCAGAGCAGUGCUUUGGAGAUGGUCUGAACUGGGCAGGUUGCUCUAUCAUUGUUCUUCUUGGACAGCAACGUCGCUUUGACCUCUUUGACUUCUGCUACCACCUGCUGAAGGUGCAAAGGCAGGAUGGGAAGGAUGAAAUCAUAAAAAAUGUGCCCUUGAAGAAGAUGGCUGACAGGAUUAGGAAGUAUCAGAUCCUGAACAACGAGAUUUUUGCCAUCCUGAACAAGUACAUGAAGUCGGUGGAGACGGACAGUUCCACAGUGGAGCACGUGCGCUGCUUCCAGCCCCCAAUCCACCAGUCCCUGGCCACCACCUGCUAGUGUGGACACUACCCCUUCUGGGUUGGAAAGGGAGGAGAGACUGAACCCAGAACGACUGGGAGGGGUCAACUUGAUGGUGUGAGAUCUGGCAACAAAGGAAGACUAGGUAUACCUAAUGCACACAAGGACACAUCUUCCUAUCUGGCCCUGUUUGAGUGCAUGUUCUGUAACAUCCCUGUGAUUGGUUUUAUUGUAGCUUUAAAACUUGGGGGUGGGUGGGCAAAAUGUGCUUUUCUUCCAUGAAGUGGUCUGUUUUUUCCCUGCGAUUCAUCCAGUCAAGCUAUGUUUGAAGCCAUAUUACAGUUCUAGGUGUGGGGUUCCGGUCAGAGUUACUUGUUUCCAGAGCACUGGAAGCCCUUUCCCACCGCAGAAGCAAUGGGGCAAAUGGAUCCCCCCGCUGUGACGCAUGCCACCAGCCACGGGGGAGCAGGGUUUGAAGACAAACCCUGACUUGCCCUUUGGAGGAAAAGGGGCAUGAAGGCACGUUUUCACCUAUCACAGCACCCUGAGGACCAAACAAUCCGAGCAGAGAAGGAAAGCCGUGCCGGUCUGGUCUUAGAUUCCUGCAUGACCCAGGUUGAGGCCAGCUUUGUUCUGCCUGAUGAGCCACCUGCCUUUCUAGCAUCUGUUACAGGGAGUUUUGACACAUGGGUUUCAGAACAGCAAUAACCUAGUUGCCGAAUAACUCUUCAGCAUUUCAGUGAGCUGGGGGAAGGAAAAAUACCAUGGCUUUUUCCUUGCUAUGGGACAUGCACCUAUUUUAAGUCAAAGGGUUCUCCCCUGAAGUUAUAUCUUCCAUGGUGUCAACAAGAUUUCUUAAUGAGUGCAGAAGAGUCCACCCUCACCUGAAUAUGCUCUUGAGCAUAUUAAUUUGGCUGGAGGAGAAUAAUCGCUGAUCCUGACAGGAGGCAACUGGUACAUAUGUGAUAUUUGACCUCAAGGCAAGGAGGAGAGCGGGGAUGUCGUUUUACCUUGUUCGAGAUGAAUUCCUAGUGGCACAGGCUCCAACUAUCUUUUUUCAGAAAAUGAGGAUUUUUCAGCAGGCAGUGAUAAACUCCAGCACACUCAGAAAUGACAUAAUUCUUUAGAAGAGGUAAAAUAUGGGAUUAGAGCAUUUAAAAACCCAGCAUUUUCCAGGCUCAAAGGCAUUCUGAGGGAACAUCGAAGUCUAUUUUCUUCUCCAGCUCAGCUCAUCUGAUAUCCUUGGAUACUGAAAGCAAAUUCAAUGCAAGCUUCAAGAAGGAUUGUACAGUUCACUGUCUUCCCUGCUUCCCCACAGUAAUGUCAAUGAAGUGAUACAAAAGCUUAUGCCUGAAGUUGAAGGAGACCAAACCGUAGACACCAAGAGAAAACGAGGCUAGCCUCACUACUGCAAGAAGUUUUAACGUCUCAAUUUUAAUCAGGUCAUAGCAGAUAAUUGCUGUUGUGGUGUACAGAUGCGAUAACAUAUAUUCCUGUCAUGCAUUUUAUCAUGCCUUGUAAACUGCAUGCUAGUACAGGUGUAAAAAAGACAGAGCCUGGGCAUUUAUUCUCUCGGGGAUAAUGCAUAAUUAAUUAUGUGAAAUGUCCCAGCUGGAAAAUUUGGUUUUAGGAAACAGCAGCCAGCACUGUAGUAUUAGCAAGAGGAGAUCAUGCUGUAUGAGAUAACUUUGCUUUCCCAGAAGCUUGCACCUAUUUCCUUGAUAAUCAAUAUAUCCACAGAGGAAAAGUGCUUUACAUCUUGAGUUAAUUUCUGAGACAGACAUUUAAACUGCGAUGAGAAAAUUCUGCAGCACAGUUACCUGAAGGUAAAAUAAAAUCUCAGGAAUUCUGGCUGAAAUCUUUGAGUGGCGGGAGAAGGACCCAGCCUGGGAAGGUGAAAUCAUUUCCUUCUUGUCGUGAGGACAAGCAGCAGAGGAGCAUUUGGAUCCAGCUACAUCGAAGGGCUCCGUUCUACGUUUACUCCUUCACUAAGGAUGUCAGUUCUGGUUUUCCAACACUUCUACACUGCUGAAACUACUGGAGUCGGGGGAUCUACAGAGAUAUAUUUUUUAAAAGGGAGAGGAGAAUCAAGCACUUUAUUUUUUGUGGAAAACCAGAUAUGAGGAAAAUAGAUCCUACUAAGAUCCUAUUUUUCCUGACCUAAAUAGUAAGUGCUUGUUAUUUUGGUAUGCAAGUGUUGCAGAAAAGGUGGCACAAGUCCCUGUCUGGCUCUCAGAGCCACCUCUGGGCACAGCACAAAUUAAAUAUCCCACUAUGUCUGACACGUUAUGGGGUGUUGGAGCCUUGUCAGAAACCAGCAUGAGCAAGAAGUUAAUACUGAAGGCUGAACUGCACCGCACAGCCCAGUCUCAGCUACCUAGACAAAAUAGGUGAUAAUAAGGUGAAUUUAAAUGCCUGCUUUCAUGUGUUUAGGCUUGGAGUGAGGCAUGAGAUAUUUUACCUAAGCAUGAAUAUCGCUUUGCAUUCUUUUACUGUAGUUCUGUCAUAAUAGUUCUCUGAAAACCUGGGAAACACAGUUGGGUGUACUUAAACAGAGUAAGUAAAUGAAAUCUGUUUGUUGCCCUCAGAUUUGCUGGCAAAACGCACCCCUUCAGAUUCGAAGGGAUGAAAUGUUUUGAGCAAAAUGUCCAAAGUGCAUGAACAAGAUGUAAAGUGGUUUUGGCUGCAGAGUGUAUGCAGAUGUUUUGCCUUGUCACUCAAGUAGUAUGAGGUAUCAGCUAGAAAUAAUCUUAUGGUCUUCAUUUCUGAGAUUUGAUGUUAUUGUCCUUUUAUUAUCUAAUGAUUCAAAUAUUCUUUAGCUUCAGUUCGCUAAUCCUCCUUGACUGUAUAUGAGAAAGAGGUUCAAGUCUAGGUCUGUAAAGAACUCGGUGAAAUGGAUUUUUUUCCUUCAUAUCCUUUUUUAAUGUAACAAAUGUUAAUAGAAAACAGGGAUCAAAUCUGUAACAGUAGAGGUCAAUGGUCAUGGAUUGGCAAGGCGUGUGGUCAGUUCUCCACGCUUGCAGACUCUUUGCCAAGUUUGCAUGUCUUUGUGCAGAUAUGCUCUAGUCCCGUGAUUUUCAGCCUUUUACAAUCUGCGGACCCCUAAUUUUUCCCAAGGAGUCAAGGACCCCUGUACAGAUAGUUUAGGUCAACUGACCUCGCGCUUGCUUUUUUACCUACAUUUUCCUGAUUGCUCUGAAGUAGUCUGCAAGCUCCCUGGGAUUUACCAACUGCCACUUGGAACGCCUACUUCAAAGACAAGUUGUUGGCUCAAUACAGGAAUUACAGGGGAAAAAAAACAUGUUCUGUAAAAUGAAUGAAAUCAGACUAGAUUAUUAUCAUGGCCCCUCUGGCCUUAACAUUAUAAAAUGGGACUAUUUGCAGUGCACGUGCCGGUCAAGGGUGAUGCUACGCUGGACUUUCAAUGAUACGAUAGAAAAGGGAAGCAGACUAGUUCAAAUUCUGCACUUCAGUGGUUUUCCUUUUUAACCCUGGCAGCACUUGUUAUUAGGAUUGAACAAUGUUAGUCCUUUUUCUCCUGUGUUACUCCAGUCCAGUAGGUUCAUGUGUAUUUGAGAAAAAAAGAGAAAAGAAUUGAAGGUGUAAAAAAGAAAAUAUUCUGAGAAACUCUUGUCAAAUGUACCAUAUUUGUAUGAAGAGCUGCUUGAGUUAUUUUGUACAAUGAAUUUUAUUUAUGGUGGGGUAUUUUAUGCUCGUGAUCUGAUAUGGUGUUAAAUUUUUGAUCCAUAUUUGCUAUGCAGCUGAAGAUGAUACUUUUUUUUUGCUGUUGUUCUAAAAUUCAGCCAACAGAAGUUUCCAUAUCCAUUAAAAAAUACUUCUGUAAGAGUAAAGUAUCUGGUACAUGGUGAUAUGUCCCGUAACACAGCAACCAACAGUGUGUAAAACAAAUGUGAGAUGAAUUUUGUGAUGAAGAGAAAUAAAAACUUGGCCCAUUCAUGAAAUGGGCAAACUUUA
Molecule: messenger RNA, 7874 nt
Organism: Struthio camelus australis
Lineage: Eukaryota; Metazoa; Chordata; Aves; Struthioniformes; Struthionidae
Gene: CYFIP2
Product: cytoplasmic FMR1 interacting protein 2
Biological process (GO): regulation of actin filament polymerization; apoptotic process; axon guidance
Cellular component (GO): synapse; neuron projection
Molecular function (GO): small GTPase binding
Source: RefSeq, a predicted model, not a curated record